This is a messenger RNA of Meriones unguiculatus (Mongolian gerbil), 1584 nucleotides long. RefSeq names its product CEBPZ opposite strand (gene Cebpzos). The coding region runs from base 156 to 398 and encodes 80 amino acids. Lineage: Eukaryota; Metazoa; Chordata; Mammalia; Rodentia; Muridae. The transcript has 4 exons. The record is from RefSeq and is a predicted model, not a curated record.
CAACAAGAGCAGUGUAGCCGGGUCGGGGUUCCGCUGUGGGGCGUGGCUAAAGCUGGGGGCGUGGCGCUGCGACCUUGCGCGUGCACAGUCAGCUCGCAGUGGCCUCAGAUAUGGCAACAGAAAUUUAAACAUGCCUCAUUCAUCUUAAAUUCAGGAUGGCUCAAAACAUGGAACCACUGGCAAGGAAGAUCAUUAAAGGAGUUUUAGCAGCGGAAGUUGUGGGUGUUUUUGGAGCUUAUAUUUUGUUUAAAAAGAUGAACUCGAGCCAAGAUUUCAGGCAAACAAUGAGCAAGACAUUUCCCUUUCUUUUGGAAGUUUAUUAUAAAUCUGUUGAACAGUCUGGAAUACAUGGAAUUAGAGAAAAAGAUCAAGAAAAAUGGUUGGAUAGCAAAAAUUAAGGGUAAGUACAAUCAUAAUCUUAUUAUUUAGUCUGAAGCUCUCAUUUCCGUGGUCUUUUGGAUUUCUGAGGGGCUUUCAUCUUCUUUUUGAAAUUUUUCUUUUUCUUGAUGAUACUUUUCACGUCUCUGUUGUGCAGCCAGUCAUCACGCUCAGCUUCCCACUUCAGCUGUUUGAAACCUUUGAGGGGAGAAAAAAGAUGAGUCUAUGUCACUGCAGGCUCCACUCCCACAGAACCUCCUUCCUGAGUGUAACUGUAACUUCAAGCCACAUGGCCUGUGAUUUCCCACCUACUGUGCAAACCCACUGUUUGUUGCUCUCUCCUGUUAUCUAAGAUGAGGGUUUUAUAAAUGAAAGAAUACAGAAAAUAUUGAAAAUACUGAAAAUAUUUUUCUUUUCUAUCAAGGAAUAAUUAAAAGGUCUUCAAGCACUUAAGAGUCAAAUAAAAUAUACCAACUCUCCAAGAAAAACUGACUCUGUAGCUUGUGUGUGGUUUGAAUGCUGUUUAAAAAACUUGAAUGACAAGUUCAAGGUCACCUGAUAGUGCACACUUGUAAUCCUACUGCUUGGGAGGUGGGGGAUCAAGAGCCUAAGGCCGCCUGGCUAUAUAGCAAGUUUAAGGCAGCCUGGGCUACAUAAGAUCCUACUGUAGAAAAGAAGAAGAAAAUCAGUUUACUUACUUGCAUUAUCUUUGUUAGCCAUGGCAUUCAUGCCAAGAUUAUCAAACUUGGAUCCCAUAUUUUCAUCCAACAGAUGGCCAAACUUAAAAAAAAAAAAAAAAAAAGAAGAGUGUGAAGGUUAUUAGAAAAUUUUUAAAGAAUGUAAACAGCUACUUUCUUAGGUUAGUACAUUAGCCUUACCUCCUCAGCAGACACAAACAAGCUGGAGUCACUGAAACUUUUCUUUUUUUUCUUUGAUCCUUAAAAGAAUCAUGUAUAGGUUAUUCAAAGUAUGUGCUUAUUUUUCAGAUUUGGUCACUGAUCAGUGUUUAUUCUUACAAGAAACAGUAUCACUGAGGAUUAAAAUUCCACAGCUGACAUGGAUAGCAUUUAUACUAUGUGAAGCAAAAUAAAAAUUGUAAUUCAGGUCUUACUCUUUGGGCUUGAAAAACCUGACUAAAUGUAUUUAUUGCACUAUCAAUAAACUUUUGUUUAUGCUACUGAAAAUAAAAUGUCUAUCAAAAACUCA